Molecule: messenger RNA, 624 nt
Organism: Prorocentrum cordatum
Lineage: Eukaryota; Dinophyceae; Prorocentrales; Prorocentraceae
Source: the annotation of a GenBank genome assembly
AUGGCGCCCGCCCCACUGCUCUUCAAGCCUGUCUGGCUCCAGCUGUCUGGGUCGCCGCGGCAGCCAGACCGAGCCUCGGGGUCCCGUCCACCGCGCCCUGUCGACCGAUGGCGCCCGCUCGCAGGAGCCAGGCCGCUGGCCACGCGGCGCUGGGCGUCGCUCUCGCGGGCUGGGCCUACGCCGCGAGGUGCUUCGUCUCGCCAGGCGCUCGCAGCGCUGCGAGCCAGCAGUCCCUCCGCGGCGGCAUCGAGCUGCAGCGCUUUCCCGCGCCGCUCGAGGAGGGCGCCCAGGAGGCCUCCCGCCCGCUGGUCGGCCUGGGUGGCGGCGGCGCCGGCGGCGGCGCAGGAGUCCGGCGGCGGCUUCAGCAUCUCCCUGCCGAGCUUCAGCAUCCCCAACAAUUUCGAGGCGGCCCCAAAGGCCGUGAAGCCCGCGGACUCCGAGGCCGCCCCCGUGAAGCCCUUCAAGGUCAGGGGGGACAAGGUCUACAUCAACCCCUCGGACGAGUUCGACCUCGACGAGGUCCCCCUGGGCGCCCCCAACCCGCCCUUGCUUGCCGCCUUCUUGUUCGGCCCCUCGUUCAUCUACCUGGCCUUCUGGGUCCUGGGCUCCCUGGAGAUCAUCUGA